AUGGGAAAGACUAGGGCAUGGCAAGCGCGGGCGCUGGGGAAGGCCGUGCAAGAGAAGGUAGCGCAACGCAAGACUGAGCAGCCACCCAACAAGAAAUACACCAAUAAAGGCAUGCAAGAGUCAACACACCCUGGAUUAAGCUGGGAGAAAUACGCCACGAAGACAUAUGCCCCGACCAAGCGAACGCUUGGGUUUGGCGACCUAGCAUCUUCUAACGGAAACCAGCAUUUCGCCGAACGCGUUGGCGAAGUCAUGGACAGCGACCAAGAUAUCGCCAUGACCGAGUGGGAGAAGCAGCAGAUAGAGGUCAAAGGAGAGCAGCAGCAGACGGAGAUAAAGGAGGAGGAGAAGCAGACGGACAUCGACAUCUUGGCACAUGCUCCCAAGGAACCGCGGUACGCCUCCCAGAUGGAGGUCGAGGAAGAGCAGCAGCAGAUAAAGGUCGAGGAGGAGAAGCAGAAGGAUAUCGACAUCUUGGCGCGAACUCCCAAAGGACCGCGGUUCGCCUUUCGCCAGCCUGGUCCCGAUGGAUACGGGGGUUAUAGCAAGACCCGGCACCGCAUCGACCUUCCCGACCGAGUAGUGAGGAAAUCACUGGAAGAGUUGCUUCUCGAGAACCCAGACAAGCAGCUGAAGGGAAUCGACCAGAGCACCUUGGAUCUCGCUGCUAACACAAUCCUCCAAAUAGCCAAUGAGGCAACGCAGCGAUGGCUACGCCGAUGGUGUCCCCGCAUGCCCUGGAAAGAGGUCUUUGACGCCAUCCGAGCAGAAGGUACUGAGGAACACGACAAUACUAACAUAUACCUUGUGCCGAAGGAAUCCCUGGACUUGGAGGGGCAGUCAUCGGUGAUUCUGGCCCAGGUUUUCCGGCAAUGCCACGGCGUCCGCAAGAAGGGUUCACCUACACAACCAUCAGACGUGAUCCAAAUCUUGGUCAAAUGUGCUCUCCUUUGUGGGAUGCUGAAAGACGAGAAGCACAAGGUCUUGCUACAAAAGGCCAAAGAGCAACUUCAAUGGUUACCUGUUGACCUAGAAGCCCAGGAGCGUUACGCUUAUGUACAAGCGCUGGUCGAUCUCAAGCAGCUCGACAAGAAGCUUGAGGACCUUAGGAAAAUGCCUUACGCUAUGAGAUGGACGGAUGAACAACGAGAGAGUCUCCUCAAAGCGGAAGAGCUCACCAUACUCAACCGAGCAUUCUUUGACUUCGAACUGGAGCGGGUUGCUUUUCGUCUCGAGUUGCUCAAAACCAUCCAAGUCCUCCAUCAGUCAACGUCAACCAGUGCAGACUAG
Molecule: messenger RNA, 1290 nt
Organism: Anthostomella pinea
Lineage: Eukaryota; Fungi; Ascomycota; Sordariomycetes; Xylariales; Xylariaceae
Source: the annotation of a GenBank genome assembly